Messenger RNA from Heteronotia binoei (common prickly gecko), 4435 nucleotides. It is a transcript of the gene VRTN, whose product is annotated as vertebrae development associated. Gene Ontology annotation, cellular component: chromatin. Gene Ontology annotation, biological process: regulation of transcription by RNA polymerase II. Bases 286 to 2319 code for a protein of 677 amino acids. The transcript has 2 exons. NCBI's taxonomy places the organism in Eukaryota, Metazoa, Chordata, Lepidosauria, Squamata, Gekkonidae. The record is from RefSeq and is a predicted model, not a curated record.
UGCAUCUGCACUUCUUUCAUCCUGAAUACAAGCUCACUUGGGGAUGGACUAUUUCCUGGUGAGGGGUGGGGGAGGAGCCUAGUCCCUUCCACACACACAAGUCAAGUCCUUCUAAUUGGUGUACUCCAGAUCUGAAACCGGUUCCAGUCUGAAUGUGGGACACAACUGAGAAAGGGCGCUCGCUUGCGCUUCCGGCCUCAAGGAUUUAAAUGUCUAGCAAAUUUCCUUGCAGAGAGCCCCAGGCCUGGCUAGGGUGAGCAUCAGCGCCUUGCCCAACAAAUAAGGAUGAUCCAGCGCCACCAGCUGGUGCAGUCUGUGCUUCAGGAGCUGCAGGAGGCUACGGAAUGCUUUGGGCUAGAUGGGCUCACCAGUGCAGCCCUGGAGGCUGAGAGGACGCUGUCCUCAUUCUCCUUGCCAAGCUACUGUGGGAGGCAGUUCCAGGAAGAGCUGGAAGUCGAUCCGGUAGCCAAAAGCCUCUAUCCGGAAGAUGCUCCCAGCAACAUGCUGCCUUUGGUUUGCAAAGGUGAAGGAAACCACUUGUUUGAGGCUGCCAGUGUACUCCUGUGGGGGAACACCAGCCUCAGCCUGGAGCUGCAGGUGCGCACAGCAGUGGAGAUGUUGCUCCACAAGCAGUACUACCUGAAUGGCAUGAUUGACUCCAAGGUGAUGCUGCAGGCUGCCCGCUACUCGCUUUGCACAGAAGAGUCCCCUGAGAUGACAAGCUUACCUCUGGCCAUCCUAGAGGCCAUUUUUGAUGCUGAUGUCAAAGCCACCUGCUUCCCUGGCACCUUUGCCAACAUGUGGCAUGUGUAUGCCCUGGCGUCAGUGCUGCAGUGCAAUAUUUAUUCCAUCUACCCAAUGAGCAACCUGAAGAUCCGGCCAUACUUCAACCGAUUGAUUCGACCCAGGAAGUGCGGUUCGCAGGUCUCCAUGCUCCACAUCAUGUGGUCGGGGCAGCAGGUCUCAUCCCAGGUUUUCAAAGCUCAAUACUUUGUGGCUGUUGUAGGCCUGGAAGAGCUGGAACCCACAAGCCCUCCUCCAGAGCCUCAGGUGCAGCCAGUGGAGACCCUGGAGCUGCUGAACAACGAUCCCCAGGUGACUUACUCUAACCUACGUGAGAAAUACAGCAUCACUAAAAGCACCUUCUAUCGCUGGAAGCGCCAGUCUCGAGAGCAUAGGCAGAAAGCAGCUACUAGGUUUGCAGCCAAACACUUCCUGCAGUCCUGCUUCCAAGAGGGGAACAUCAUCCCUCUCCAGAGCUUCCGACAAAUGUUCCCAGAAAUAUCUCGCUCCACUUAUUAUGCCUGGAAGCACGAGCUGCAAAGCACGACCAAUGGUGAGGCUCCUUCCCCUGCUGAAGUUGCAUCCUCAAAGGAACCUCACAUGUCCAAACCUGCAAAGUCUCAAAUGGGUAUAUCUGGGGCAGCACCAUUGGAGGGAGGUCUGGAUUCCAAAAGCCCUCUCUUGAAUUCCAGCCAAAAUGGGAUCUCAAUGCAGGGAGCCAAGUCUUACCUGGAGAAAUGCAUUUCCAUGAACACUCUUGUGCCUUACAGGAGCUUUAAGCGCAGCUUUCCUGGCAUCUCCAGGUCCACAUACUACAAUUGGAGAAGAAAGGCCAUCAAGGGGAACCCAAACUUCAAACUUCCCCAGUCUCUUCCUGUCAACCAGAAGCCCCUUGUGAACAACAAUCCAUACCUGCUCCUCAAGCCAGAAAACCUGCCUAACAGGAAGAUGCUGAAUGGACAUAAGCCAGGAGCCCAAAUUCUUCUGCACAUCAAGCCAUCUCUGUACAGCUGGCAGAAGCAGCUCCGCGACUUGGCCAAGAAGCGUGUCCGCCAGUGGCACAUGCCCUUCUGCAAGUUCCGCCUGCGCUAUCCAGGUGUCUCUUCCACCACCUAUUGGUUCUGGAGGAGGAGAGGCAUUCAGAAAAAAAAACCUCUGCCUUCUUCAAACAAGGGUUUCAUACACUUGCAAAAAGCCAUCUCAGAGUCUGGUAAGAAGACAGAGCUUGGAUUCCUUCCACUGCAGCAAAGGGAGAUGGCUCCGGUGCAUGUGGGCCAGCCAGUGCCUAAACCCAACAACGCCAGGAUCUCGAGCUAUCCGGUGUCGGAAAGUGUCAACAGCCGCAUGUUUGUGAUGGAUGUGAUCGCUACAGCUCAGUUCAAAGCCCAGGCCAAGCUAUUUCUUCAGCAACGGUUUGAAUCGAAGACCUUCCCAACGUAUAAAGAGUUCCGAUCUCGCUUCCCCUUAACAGCACGCUCCACUUAUUACAUGUGGAAACGUGCCUUGCAUGAUGGGCUGACCCUGGUGGAUGCCUAACACCAACUCAGGUUCCAUCCCAUUCCCUACCAGAGCUUGGGUUAUCUCCUCUACAAGCUGUAUUUGUUUUGAGCCCCCCUCCCGUUUUUAUACUUCAGAACCAGCUCUGCUGGUCUUGGAGCUGUGGACAGUGUGUGAAACAGGUAUAAUUUUUUUUUGUGCUAGGCAAGCAAGAUGCUUGUUCUUAAGGAGAAAGUUUUGUUUUGUUUGUUUUUUUCUUAGUGAAUAGGUCAGAAAAUUAAGGAUAGUAGUAAACAAUAGGGGUCCUGGGGUCUUUUUUUUUGAAGUGCUUCUGUAAUUUUUUUUGCUGAUUUAAAUGCUUUUCCUUUCUUAAUUUGACAUUGAGCCAUAACCUUCAGUCCUGUGAAGAGAGUUUAGGUGCUGUUGUGUACCACAUUGUUUGCAAGAUAGUUAAUGGCUUCUCUUUAAGUUAGUUCAUGGACAUAAGCCCUCGGCAUGCAGUUGCAACAUCUUGUAUACGAUGGUGUUGUGCAAGCAAGGAAAGCAUACCAGUCAAAUGAAGCUGAAUAUUAAAUUUACAGUGGCCUAGUUUGGAAAUGUGGGCUCUUCCUGAAAGCUGCAGUGAGUCUUUUUGGCAUGCAAGGGAAGAAUCUUCUUUGCAAUUGUGUUUCCACUUCAGAAAAGCUGUGGAAAGGUCUUCUGGGAGGGAAUGCUGACAGGAUAUAGGCUAGUUCAGGUUAGGGAACUUUUGUCUUUGAGACUGACAGAAGUGGUGGCAACUAAGACCAGUGUGAGGGGAUGGCACAGGCCCAUGUUGUGGUACAUCCAGGCUAUAUGAAAGGAGAACAGAGUUCAUAUAAUAAAGUUGCCAUUCUCACUAUUACGUAUCUAAUAUGUAAGCUUUUGUUCAGUGCUCCUUGCUCAGUCCCAUCCCAUAACCCAGAAAACAAUCCUCUUUCUUAAAUUACUCAACCCAUCUGGGUUCUGUAUCCACUGACAGCAGCCUGAAUGACCCAUAAAGUCACCAGUCAUGUGGGAUUAGCUGUGGGUGCAUUUUGGAACAUCUUACAGAUGCAGCAGCACAGACAAUUUUACUCUUUCCCAGAAGGGACGCAAGGUGCAUCUUCUUGACUUAAAUUUGCAGAAAGGUGGCUAUAAAAACCUUUAACUGUGCUCCCCUAGGUAGAGUGCUAGAACAGGUUGGACAAACACUGAUACAGCUAGGAUAGCUGGGAGACUUAUAUGGUUCCACUUUUAUAUGUCCUCAUGAAUACUAAUAACUGCAAAAUGGGGUGAUUGCAGUUUGGAAAAGAUGCAGAAUUGGGUUAAAUUUCCUCCAGUUACAAUACUGUGGUGUAAACCUGAUCAGUAGAUAGGUUUUAACAUGCAGCACCUGUUCAGGCCCAGCAGGUGGUGCUCUUGUAAUAUAGGAAUGAGAGCCGCUUGUCCCUGAUUGUAAAGUGCAGUUUUCUGCCCUCCCUCUCCAGCUUAUUUGCCCAGGUGUGUCCUGAAUCUGUGGACAUUGGGUUUCUGUAAUGAUUGGGACUGAGGAAGCUGUUCUGGCCCUUCUCAUCUCUACAGUCCAGAACCACAGAGUGUAUCAGCUUGUUCUGGUUCCUUGCUGUUUUUGCUUGUCUUGCUUCUGUACUGUGACCUCCGCAACCCUCCUGGAUGACUCCCCAUAGUAAGCGCAGGGUUGUUACAGUAGAAAGAAUAUUUGCCUUCCCCUGGCAUAUUCUCCAUGCUCUCAGUUGCAUGAUAAAGCUGUCAUAGCCAGAAGCACAGAGAACUUGCUGCCUUCACAGACUGCAAGAGGGGAAGCUGUAAAAGGCCUUUGGGAAUGGCUGUGCUUGUUCCUUGGUUAGUCUUUUAGGUAUCUCUGUCUAUCCCACAGAAACGCAAAUGAGCAGAAGAAACUGUAUGUUUUUUUGUGAAUAGUAGUAUGAAAAGUGGACUUCUGAUUGCAAAUUCAAUUCCUUCUCUGUUUCCUUUGCCCUAAAAAUCAUAAAAACUACAUUUAGAAAAACUAUGCAUCUGGAUCCUCCAUAGUAUGCUCAGAAAUAAGCCUAUUGAAUACUGUAGAACUUAUCUUCAUAUGUAAAUGUGCAAAGGACCACAGCUUAUUUUUGUGAUUAAUAAAAUAAUGCAAUUAAAA